Messenger RNA from Electrophorus electricus (electric eel), 1977 nucleotides. It is a transcript of the gene mpdu1b, whose product is annotated as mannose-P-dolichol utilization defect 1b. The record is from RefSeq and is a predicted model, not a curated record. Gene Ontology annotation, biological process: oligosaccharide biosynthetic process. Lineage: Eukaryota; Metazoa; Chordata; Actinopteri; Gymnotiformes; Gymnotidae.
UUACAUUUACAGUGGGCAAAAUGGCGACAUCCGAAGAAGCUGUGCUUACAUCUUUUAUGGAUCCUCUUAAAGACAUUCUGGUGAAUUAUUUAAUGCCAGAAAAAUGUUACGACGAGUUUUUUCUACAUUUUAACUUUCUGCACGUUACUUGUCUGAAGAUAAUUAUAAGCAAAGGUUUGGGCAUUGGAAUCAUCCUUGGCUCUGUACUGGUGAAGUUGCCUCAGAUCUUAAAGCUGAUUGGUGCCAAGAGUGCAGAAGGUUUGAGUUUUAAGUCUGUGCUGCUGGAGCUGUUUGCAAUCACAGGCACUAUGGCCUAUAGUAUUGCCAAUAGCUUUCCCUUCAGUGCCUGGGGAGAGGCCUUAUUCCUUAUGUUUCAAACCAUUGCAAUUGGGUUUCUUAUACAGCAUUAUAGAGGAAGCACCAUCAAAGGUUUGGGCUUUCUUGUCAUCUUCUUUGCCCUGCUGGCUGUCCUCAUCUCUCCUUUCACUCCCAUGUCUGUUGUCACUACCAUGCAAGCCUCCAACAUGCCAGCUAUAAUAUUUGGACGGCUAAUUCAAGCAGGCACCAAUUACAGUAAUGGCCACACAGGACAGCUGUCAGCUAUUUCUGUGUUUCUGCUGUUUGCUGGCUCCUUGGCCCGAAUAUUCACCACAGUGCAGGAAACUGGCGACUCCCUGAUGGUUCUCACCUAUAUCAUCUCGUCGUGCUGUAAUGGACUGAUUGCUGCUCAGGUCCUGUAUUACUGGAAUGCCAGACCAGCCCUCAAGAAGAAAACCGAGUAAACCAGCUGCACAGCAGUGAGGAAUCGAAUGACUCAUACCUCAGUGUCGACUUCACUUAGCUUCCUGCUCUAAACAGCUUCUUGAAUCUGUUUGUAAACUUGGAACAAAAUUGGUGUAUGUAACAUGCUGCAUCUGUUCUGAGGUUUGUUGUUUAAGACAGAGGUUCCACUGCGUUAGAACACACUUUUUGCCAGUGAGGUAUGGAGGUAUCCAUAUACUGUUCUGCAUACGGAUGGACACCUCUUAUCACAUUCAUUCUCUAAGGACACUGUUGUGACCUGAACUGUAGGACCAAAAAUUCAAACGAGGGACCUUCUACGUCUAAAUUUUGAUUAACAUUCCACUGACUAGUGCUACAUAAAUUCAUAUGUGACCAUGUACGAUCUAGUCCAGUCCUUUUAGGUUAAUAAUUUCCUUAUAGCUCAGGGAAAUGAACACCUGUUCAUAUUUUAGAAAUCUCUAAAGCCUCUACACACUAAUCGUGUUUUAGACUUCAGCACUGUCUGGUUGCUUUGCGAUAUAGAUGUAGAGAUCCUCAUCAGGAUGCUGAAGUGAAGCAGAAUAAAUGAAAAUGUCAUUUUGGCUUUUCCUCACACCUAUUUUGUGGAAGAGUGUUGAGACUUAAGAGAUUUUAUCCAGUCAUGGUGAAUGGAAAGGGUUUUGUUUUGUCUUCAAGCACAUGUAAAUUACAUAAUCAGAAGUAUUUGGUUUUUUUUCCUUGUUUUUCAUCUAAUAAUUUGUGUUUUUGUUUUUAUUGUAGAAUUAGACAGCCUGAAUUUGUAAUUUAUGAUGAGGCAACAAUUUUUAGAAUGUAAUGGAUAAUAUAUAAGUAUUAUCCUUUGCACUUUGUCCACCGAAUUGCUGUACUGUGGAUCAAUAAUGAGGGUUAAUCAGAUAAGACAUACACAACAAGCUAAAUGGCUGUAGGAAUGGUUGAAUUAUUUAUUUUUUUUAAUUACUUAGUUAUUUGCAAACUAGUUUGCUUACUGUUGCCUUGCCAGUUGUUCCACCUAGUUAAAUCUGGAUCGAGGGAAUUCAGAAAUUCAGUUCACAGUUUACCUUCAGUGUGUUUCCAAUACGUUACAUCUAGCACCAUAUAAUAUUAAUUCAACUUCUGAAUUAAAAGUGGAGCCAAAACUGGUUAUGGCAUUGCAUAAUACUGCUGAACAAUCCAUAAAUCUAACAAACAACAAAA